AUGGAGGCACUAUCACCGCGAUCAACAAACCAAGUGAUCAAGCCGAAGCCGAUGGAGCGCAAAGUUUUAGACCGCAAUGCUGCAGCUGCAGCUGCAGCUCAAAAAGCUGCCUCUUCAAAGAACCAUGCGCCGCCACCGCCGCCAUUGGUCGCCGAACCUGAAGAAGAUGGGGAGCGAUAUUCGACGGGGGCAUUUCUUGGUAAAGGAGGAUUCGCUAUCUGCUACGAAGGCACUUUAUUACGGAAUAACCGCGUCUUUGCUAUGAAGGUCGUCAGGUCGGAGAUGGCACAGAAAAAAAUGCAAGAGAAGUUUCGCACCGAGCUUCAAAUCCAUUCGAAAAUGCGACACCCUCAUAUCGUCACCUUCCACCGCGCUUUUGCUUUUGAGAAAUGUAUAUAUGUGAUCCUAGAGUUGUGUCCCAAUGGAUCGGUCAUGGAUAUGGUUAAGAAGAGGAGAUCCCUCAGUUUACCGGAGGUGCGGCGCUUCAUGAUACAAUUGUGCGGUGCGGUGAAAUAUUUGCAUAAGCGGAAUGUUGCGCAUCGCGACUUGAAAAUGGGCAAUCUUUUUCUGGACCAGAAUAUGGAUAUUAAAGUUGGAGACUUUGGCCUCGCAGCCAUGAUAAUAUCUGAGAAGGAUGAGAAGAGAAGAAAAACGUUAUGUGGAACGCCAAAUUAUAUAGCACCCGAAGUUCUUGAUAAGAGUAAAGGAGGUCACACACAGAAGGUUGAUAUCUGGUCAUUGGGUGUGAUAUGCUUUGCAAUGCUUACUGGAUACCCACCAUUCCAAUCAAAGACCCAAGAAGAGAUCUAUAAGAAAGUCAGAAGUCUCACCUACGUCUGGCCGAAGGACUCAGAAUGCUUGAACCAUAUUCCAGAAGAAGCCAAGUCGCUUGUUAGCUCUUGUCUUAACCUUGCCGAAAAUGAACGCCCAGAUCCCGAUGACAUUGUCGAGCACCCAUUCUUCCAUAUGUACGAGGGUUGCAUACCCAAAAGACUGGAUCCUGCAUGUUGCCUUGCUAAGCCAGUAUGGUUGAAACCGGACGAACCUCGGGGAGAUCGCAUGAUGUUUGGGUAUAGCUUAGAUUACGACGAGAAGCUGGCGAGUUACAUAGAAUACGUCGAUGAUCUGAACCAGCGGUACCCCAUAUGCAAGGCAGCCUUCUACAGCCUCUGUGGCGUGGGUCGAAAGCCGGAUGGCUCUGCUCGCAGGGCUGCCGGGAAAAACUCUUCCAAAUCUGCGUUUGCUGAAUGCCUAGUGGAGGAGGAGAAAGGCCUGCAGCCAGUGAUUCCGUUGCCCGAAGAUAUUGUUUACAGAUAUCCUCAUGCUCCCGAAGGAGACUGGAGUAUCCCUGAAGCGACUCUAGUAAGUCGUAGGGAUGGCCCUUCACAAGACACCACUCUUCUCUCGUCUAGAAGCACGUUGUCAUUGCGAAGCAGUUCGGUGUCGCUCUCACGGACACAAGCGGCACUUGCUGCAGCCCAGCAGCGGCGCCAAGCGUCGCAGAGCCAUGCUGCCACCCUUCGGCAGCAGGCAUCUAUUGGUCGGGGCUCACUUCGAAAGAUCCCGGCUCUCUGUGAUCCACCGGUUUUGACAGCACCAGCUCUUGCCGAGGUGAGAGAGCUAGCCCUGGAUGUCGCUCCUGUGCCUAGUGGAGGACUUGCCGAGAGGCCUAUCCGCGCGCGACGUGGCGUGUCGGCAUCAGGCUCAGGGCCAAUGCGUGACUCGGAGCGGAAUAUUGCUUCGACAGAGUCUAACACUGGCCACGAAGCCGGUGUUUUGACUGUCGGCAAGACACGUUCGCAGUCCCGACGCUUGGAAGCAGCGAGCCAGGAAUCAGCGGGGCUGCUUAAUGCCAAAGAACGGCCUGCGCCUACAGCUCCAGAGAAGUUGGCGACUAUUUCACGCCAGAGCUCUUUACGUGCCCUAACCAAGACCGGAACCAGAGACGCCCCGAACCGCAAAGAGGCCGGCACUGUGACCGCAAGGGAUGAGUUGGAUGCUCAAAGCCGUCGCUUAGCGGCUGAAGCUCAGGCUGGCCGAUCCGGUAGCAAGACAUCUCCACUGUCUGGAAGUAAACCACGGUCUUCGAUCGGGCUGCACCCUCUUUUCCAUAAGGAUGACUCGUGCGAACUCCUGCCCCGGUCCUCCGUCAUUGACGUCAAUGCCGACCUGCGGCACAUGCUGGCCAAUUUGGUUCCCUAUUCAUCUGCUCGGCGCCGGACAGCCUCGAAGCGUGCACCUCAUACGUAUGUCAUUAAAUGGGUCGACUAUACCAACCGGUACGGAAUUGGGUAUGUCCUGGACGAUGGAAGUGUCGGGUGUGUGUUCAAAUCUGGUAAUGGUCAGCCAGCGAGUGGGGUCGUGAUGCGCGACGGGGAGAAGCACAUUCGGCGCAAAGCCCGGCACCAGGAGAAAAAGGAGAAUGGGACACACGCCUACUCGGAAGCGGGACAGCUUGUCCCUCGCCAUGGACGGCUGGUCGAAUUCUACGAGAAUUGUGACAAUGAGUUGCCUGAGUAUCGUGGUAGUAUUCGCCGCGCCUUUGUCUCCCCUUCCGUGUUUGAACGGGAGAGUUCGUCCAGUUCCUCGUCCGGCCUUGUCUACAAAGCCCGAUUGAAUGCCAGUGUGGAAUGCGCGCGGGCCGACGCUGAAAAGAUCAAACGUGUGAAAUUGGCACACCAAUUUGGCGAAUACAUGAUCGGAUCUCUGGGAAGAAACGAAGCGUAUCUCGAGGAUCAGCUGCCACCGGACCAUCACGGCCAAUUUGUCAAAUUCUACCAACGGUUUGGCAAUGUAGGCGUCUGGGGGUUCGGUGAUGGUGCCUUCCAGUUUAAUUUCCCGGACCAUACCAAGGUCGUCAUUUCGCCUGGACGCACCAGAAGCUCGUCACCAUGGAUUGACUUCUAUCAUCUCUCCCCGUCCGCUGCUCGUUACUUGAGUGCUAAGGGCAAAAUGCACCCAUCUGGUUUCGAUAGCCGAUCGAUGGCAUCCGACGAGGCGGGCACAUUCCUUAGUAUUGCGUACGGCACUGGCACUACUCCCACGGAUAAGCGGCUUCGUGACAUCCUGGAAGCGAAUGCGUUUUUACCGAAGAUUACAUUUAUGAAGACUGUCCUCAAAGGUUGGAUUAAGCUUGGCCGCCUCGGCGAACGACCCUCAGAGCAGCAACCUGUAUCUGAUGGGUUGUUCUGGGAGGGUGCCCAGGAAAGGCCGCAAGCGGGCGGAAGUGGCGGCAGGUUUGUCUGGGUGACUGUCGGAGCACCUGGAGGGGACACCGAAUAUCGGUCCGUUUCUCUGAAGAAGGGCGAGAACGAAGCGGACGGCGAGAUGGAUGCAUUAAGAGAGCGGUUGCGGAGGUUGGGGGUCCCAUCGUAA
Messenger RNA from Aspergillus bombycis, 3375 nucleotides. Its product is annotated as CDC5/polo family serine/threonine-protein kinase. Gene Ontology annotation, molecular function: protein kinase activity; ATP binding; protein binding. The record is from RefSeq and is a predicted model, not a curated record. Gene Ontology annotation, biological process: mitotic cell cycle; regulation of protein localization to mitotic spindle pole body; regulation of cytokinesis. Gene Ontology annotation, cellular component: spindle pole; centrosome; nucleus. The transcript is spliced from 4 exons. Bases 1 to 3375 code for a protein of 1124 amino acids. Lineage: Eukaryota; Fungi; Ascomycota; Eurotiomycetes; Eurotiales; Aspergillaceae.